Impatiens glandulifera is the source of this 864-nucleotide messenger RNA. RefSeq lists its product as uncharacterized. The transcript is spliced from 8 exons. Lineage: Eukaryota; Viridiplantae; Streptophyta; Magnoliopsida; Ericales; Balsaminaceae. The coding region runs from base 1 to 864 and encodes 287 amino acids. The record is from RefSeq and is a predicted model, not a curated record.
AUGUGUGAGAAUCUUUCUGUAGUUCCUGGAAAGGUUUUGGUGCCUCCAGUUGUUGUUGAUCAUAUCCAGGGACAAGCCCUAGAUGCUUUGCAAAUUAUUAUUCUCCUUGUUUUGGUUUCUUGUAGGAGCAAAAUUUCUAAAGUUUAUCUUGCAAUGUAUAUAAAGAAUGUUACCGAACUUUCUUUUGAUGAUGUUACACCAGAAGACUCUAACUUCCCGUCAAUUCAAGGCCUAGCUGAAACUGGACUCAUCUCAAGCAAGCUCUCAAGACAUGAUCUUUCUUCUUCAUUGGAAGACGAUGAAAACAUUAACAAGAUCAACCCAGAUGCCUGGCCUGCUAUUGCUGCUGAUGUGGCAGUGGGAGAACAAGGAAUCAUAGCUCUUGCAUUUGGCUACACCAGGUUGUUCCAUCCAGAAAAGCCUGUAACUAAGGUACACGCCGCAAUUGCUCUUGCAACUAUCGAGGCUUCUGAAAUAGUCAACGGAGAGCUUGCACGUAUAAACGUAGAAGCUUUAGUAGAGAAUUCCGUGACUGUACAUAAUGCAUUAGUAGUUGAGAUUGAGAGAGAUGUAAAUGCUACUUUUGAAAAAAAGCUAUUGUUAGAAAGACAGAAGAUCGAUGCCCUGGACAAAAUGGCAGAGGAAGCAAGAAUUGAAUUGGAGAGGUUAAGAGCUGAAAGAGAGUUGGAGGGCCUAUUGAGUAACAAAGUUGAGAUAUUGUAUAUGCAUAGAGAAUCAAAUGCAUUAAGGGAGAAGCUUGAUUUUAACUUUUUAGUACAUUUAUUGAUAUUGAUCAUGUUGAUUGUAAUAAUAGUGGCUAGUAUUGAAGUUCAAGGUCUCCUACAUGGUUCUCAUCAAUUCUGA